This is a messenger RNA of Lutzomyia longipalpis, 1105 nucleotides long. Its product is annotated as probable cystathionine gamma-synthase. The record is from RefSeq and is a predicted model, not a curated record. Gene Ontology annotation, biological process: transsulfuration. The transcript is spliced from 2 exons. Bases 106 to 666 code for a protein of 186 amino acids. Gene Ontology annotation, cellular component: cytoplasm. NCBI's taxonomy places the organism in Eukaryota, Metazoa, Arthropoda, Insecta, Diptera, Psychodidae. Gene Ontology annotation, molecular function: cystathionine gamma-lyase activity; pyridoxal phosphate binding.
AGCAGUCUUGAUCUAGACCUUGACGUAGUCAGUGCAGAAGAGUUCUCACAGAACAUUUAUUCUCAUUUUCAAAACUUUGCAUUUUUUGUGAUUUUUCGCAUAAAAAUGGUUGGAAAGGAUUUUAGUUCGCAAUCAGGGUUCGUUACGAAGGCAAUCCACUGUAGUCCUGCAUCAAAAUCUCUAGGAGAUCCUGUAAUUACACCCAUUGUCACCUCAACAAUCUACCAAUACGACUCUGUGCACAAUGACAAGGAUUUCGAAUAUACACGCGUUGGAAAUCCCACGCGUAGUGCAUUGGAAGCAUGCUUGGCGGCCCUGGAUAAUGGGAAGUACGGUCUAGCAUUUGCAUCGGGUCAGGGGGCAACAACAUCCAUCACCCACCUCCUGAAUCCUCGUGAUCACCUUCUUGUGAGUAAGGAUUUGUACUACGGCACUGAGGGAUCCAUGACAUCCCUACGCCAGUCCAGGGACAUAGACGUGGAGUUCUUCGAUGCAGGUAAUCCUGAUUCACUGAGGCGUGCUCUAAAGCCAAACACGGCUAUGAUUUGGUUGGAGAGUCCCACGAAUCCCCAUUUGGUUGUGGUUGACAUCAAAACUCUCUCGGAUAUUGCACACAAGCACAAUAAGAAGGUAAUUAUUGUCCUCGUGCAUAUUCCAUGCUUAUAAAUCCUCCAUCAAUACAAUUUCCGCAUAACUUUGAUUAAAGUUCAAUGAGGCAUUAUCUAUAGAUUGCUUGAUAAGAGAGAUUUAUAAAAAAAAUAGAGAAGAUCAAAAUAUAUUCUAGUGUAAAAGGUAGGUAUAGUAAAUCAGCAGAAAAACAUUAAUCAAGUUGAAGAGUCUCCGUUGAUAAGAAAUUAUCAAUUAUUUCAAGGUUAUCUAUUAACCUUUCCCCAGCUAUAAGUAUUUAUAGACUUAUUUUCAUUUAAUUAAUUUUUCAUACCGGUCACAACAUCACAUUACGCUUUUAUUUAUUUGUAUUUUUAUUUUUGUUUCUUUUUAAUUAAUUGCGAAUUUUUAUAUCUAUAUGAACAUAAAAAAUCGUGGGAUGUGUUAACCUUUUGUAUGCUGAGUGCAAAACAGUCACCUAUAUCGCCAUGGGGUAAGU